GUCGCAAGUUUUGCAUAGCACUGCCAAUGAAAGAGAGAAAAUAAAAAAUAAAAAAUUCAGGUUCUCAAAAACUGUACGCAACUAGAAACAAUGGCUGAGAUGAAGAAGAAAGCAGAACUGAUCUUCUUUCCCAUACCGGAGAUUGGCCACUUAGCUUCAUUCCUCGAAUUAGCACAACUCCUAAUCAACCAUCAUAACCAUCUUUCCAUCACAUUCCUCUGCAUGAAACUCCCUUACGCUCCCUCUUUAGAUGCAUACAUCAGAUCAGUUAUAGCCUCACAACCUCAAAUUCAAGUCAUUGAUCUCCCUCAAGUAGAACCACCUCUACAGGAACUAUUGAGACCACUAUCACACUACAUCUGGUCCUACUUGCAGACCCUCAAACCCCAUGUCAAAGGUAUAGUGCAAAACAUUUUAUCAUCUCAUUCUAACCCCAUUAUCGGGUUGCUCCUAGAUGUCUUUUGUUCACCCUUGAUUGAUGUGGGAAAUGACUUAGGCAUCCCUUCUUAUUUGUAUAAUUCUUCAAAUGUUGGAUUUUUUAGUCUCAUGCUUUCCCUUCAGAAGCGUCAGAUUGGUUAUGUGUUCAAUGAUUCUGAUCCUGAGUGGUUGAUUCCGGGGCUCCCUGAUCCUGUUCCUUCAAGUGUUUUCCCUGAUGCUCUUUUUAACAAAGAUGGAUAUGCUACUUAUUAUAAACAUGCUCAGAGGUCCAAAGACUCCAAAGGGAUUAUUGUUAAUUCUUUUUCAGAGUUGGAGCAGAAUCUUAUUGAUGCAUUAUGUGAUGAUCAAAGCCAAACACCUCCUAUCUAUGCUGUUGGUCCAUUGAUUGAUCUCAAAGGUAAUAAAUCUAACCCAACUUUAGAUCAAGGUCAACAUGACAGAAUCUUGAAAUGGCUAGAUGAGCAGCCAGAUUCUUCUGUUGUUUUUCUAUGUUUUGGGAGUAAGGGAAGCUUUGAUCCAUCUCAAACUAGAGAAAUAGCACUAGCGAUUCAGCAUAGUGGUGUUAGGUUCUUGUGGAGUAUACAUUCUCCGCCAACCACAGACAUUGAAGAGAGAAUCUUACCAGAAGGGUUCUUAGAGUGGAUGGAGGGUAGGGGAAUGCUAUGUGAGUGGGCACCCCAAGUAGAGAUUCUAGCCCACAAAGCCAUUGGGGGGUUUGUGUCUCAUUGUGGAUGGAACUCUAUUUUGGAAAGCAUUUGGUUUGGGGUAUCAAUAUUGACAUGGCCUAUCUAUGGAGAACAAAAGAUGAAUACUUUUAGGAUGGUGAGGGAAUUUGGAUUAGCAGUGGAGCUGAAACUGGACUAUAGAAGGGGUAGUGAUCUUGUUAUGGCAGAGGAGAUAGAGAAAGGGCUGAAACAAUUGAUGGACAGAGACAAUGUGGUGCACAAGAAUGUGAAAGAGAUGAAAGACAAGGCAAGGAAAGCUGUCCUUACUGGUGGGUCUUCUUACAUUGCUGUUGGAAAACUAAUUGAUAAUAUGUUGGGAAGCAACUGAUAAGUGAUAGCAUAGUUGUUGUAUUUUAAUAAAUGGAGUUGCCCCUUUCUAUUAGAUGGAUAUUUAAAUGGUUGCAGUUUGUGUAUGACAAAUUUACUAGAGCAAUUAUGAAUGUUCUUCUGUUCUGCCUUUUCUUUGGAUGGUUUA
Molecule: messenger RNA, 1638 nt
Organism: Glycine soja
Lineage: Eukaryota; Viridiplantae; Streptophyta; Magnoliopsida; Fabales; Fabaceae
Product: UDP-glycosyltransferase 71K2-like
Exons: 1
Coding region: 91-1491 (466 amino acids)
Molecular function (GO): UDP-glycosyltransferase activity
Source: RefSeq, a predicted model, not a curated record